AUGGCGGCUGCGGCGGAAAUGAUAAUCGCUUUGAAUCUGAGGAAGAAUGCUCUGCUCGCUGCUCAGACGAACCUGAACCGGAGCAACCUAAGCCAGAAGCCAGCACCUCCAAGUGCUUCCUGGCAUCCAAUUCGGGCAACUGCACCGCAACACGAGGUCCGCUGGUACUACAACAGUCAACUGGGACUCUGCGACGAGUUCCCCUACACAGGAUGUGGCGGCAAUGCCAACAACUACGCCAGCGAGGAGGAGUGCCAGAGGGAAUGCCAUGACGUCCAGAACACCUGUGCAUUGCCACCUGUCCAGGGGCGAUGCAGUGAGAGCUACCAACGCUGGUUCUUCGAUGAGCGCAGCGGAGGAUGCCACGAGUUCGAGUUCACCGGAUGUCGCGGUAAUCGCAACAAUUUCGAGUCCGAAGGGGAGUGCCUGAGCUUCUGCCGCAGUCAAGAGUCAGAAGAACCCGCUGAGCCACAACCUCCAGCACAGCUCUACUCCAGAUGCGACGCGCCACCGGUGUUUGGAGACUGCGACAGCCGCAUUUCGGCCUGGUUCUACGACAAAUCUUACAAGGUCUGCACGAUUUUCACCUACAGCGGAUGCGGCGGAAACGGAAACCGUUUCGAGACGCGGGACCAGUGCGAGAGGCAGUGCAAGGCGGAUUCACGAUUGGUUGAUGUCCAUGCCGCUUUGCAUUUGGAUUGGAAGAAUAGCUACACAGCCGGUUCUACCAUUUCCAUGGUCUGCUCCGUUCAAGGGUAUCCAGAGCCCGAUGUUACCUGGGCCAAGGACGAAGUGCCUCUCUACUCCACUGGGCGGAUUCAAAUUACAUUUCUUCAUUGUAAUGGUGCAAUAACUUAA
Molecule: messenger RNA, 858 nt
Organism: Drosophila takahashii
Lineage: Eukaryota; Metazoa; Arthropoda; Insecta; Diptera; Drosophilidae
Source: RefSeq, a predicted model, not a curated record